Dioscorea cayenensis subsp. rotundata (Guinea yam) is the source of this 534-nucleotide messenger RNA. Its product is annotated as pentatricopeptide repeat-containing protein At2g41720-like. The transcript has a single exon. Bases 1 to 534 code for a protein of 177 amino acids. NCBI's taxonomy places the organism in Eukaryota, Viridiplantae, Streptophyta, Magnoliopsida, Dioscoreales, Dioscoreaceae. The record is from RefSeq and is a predicted model, not a curated record.
AUGAUGAUGAGUGGGAGCGCUCCCCAGCCCAUCCCACCCUUCACCUCCACCCUCUCGAAGGCCUCAAACCCUCCCCCAAUCCUCCACAAACCCUCCGAUCACCAACCCCCAAAGCUGCAAUCCACCACCCAAGAACCCGCAUGGAACCAGCGGAGAGUCGUGGGCACCGUCGACUACGACCGCGGCAAGCGCCGGGUCUCCGUCGAGGUACCUGGCCUUGGCCGUGACCAUAUCCCCGGAAGGUACCGCGUCCGCAUCGACGGCAGCCGCUGGCAGGUCGACUGGAAGGUCUCCGAGGUGGUUGAUAAGGUGCUUGAGCUCAAGCACUGGGAGGAUAUUGAAGGCUUGUUGAAUCGCUGGGUCGGGCGUUUCGCUCGCAAAAAUUUCCCACUCUUGAUCAAGGUUUGUUUGAGGUUAUCCUCGUUCUUUGCUUGUUCGCUUCUGCUUUCGUUUUUCUUCUCUUCUUUGUUGAAGAUUGCGGGACUGGCUAGAUCGAGGAAACCUGGCAAUGCUUUGAUAGUGUUGGACGAUUGA